AUGGAAGAUUACAAGGUGUUGGGCCGCAGGGAGGAGGAAGUUGCACGCUUGCGGGCCGAGGCGGAGGAGUUGGUGAAGGUUGCUCAUGCGGGUACAGAGCAGCUUGAAAAUGAUAGGGCUGCUUUGGAAAAGCAGAAACAGACCGAGGAGUGGGUUGCGACUGCUGAGCUUAAACAGGAGUUGACGAAUGCCAAGGCAGCGAAUGCUGCUAUGGGCAAGGAGAAGGCCGCGGCCGAAGCGAUUGCUGUUAAGGCCGUGGAGGCAGAGGCCCGGUUGGCAAAGGCGCUUGAAGGGGCCAAAGAGCCGGGGGCCCGUGCUGCAAAGGUUGAGGUGCAGACUCGCGAGGCCCAGCUUGCGGAGAUUACUGCCCGCGUGACUGUAGCUGAAAAGCGGGCUAACGAUGCUGUCGAGAUUGUUAAAGUUAUCAUGGUGAUACGUGGUUGUAAUCCGGUGCUCGUUAUUGUUUAA
This is a messenger RNA of Helianthus annuus (common sunflower), 468 nucleotides long. RefSeq lists its product as uncharacterized. The transcript has 4 exons. NCBI's taxonomy places the organism in Eukaryota, Viridiplantae, Streptophyta, Magnoliopsida, Asterales, Asteraceae. Bases 1 to 468 code for a protein of 155 amino acids. The record is from RefSeq and is a predicted model, not a curated record.